Molecule: messenger RNA, 6387 nt
Organism: Nannospalax galili (Upper Galilee mountains blind mole rat)
Lineage: Eukaryota; Metazoa; Chordata; Mammalia; Rodentia; Spalacidae
Gene: Pik3c2b
Product: phosphatidylinositol-4-phosphate 3-kinase catalytic subunit type 2 beta
Exons: 33
Coding region: 404-5308 (1634 amino acids)
Biological process (GO): cell migration; phosphatidylinositol-mediated signaling; phosphatidylinositol 3-kinase/protein kinase B signal transduction
Cellular component (GO): plasma membrane; phosphatidylinositol 3-kinase complex; cytoplasm
Molecular function (GO): phosphatidylinositol binding; 1-phosphatidylinositol-4-phosphate 3-kinase activity; 1-phosphatidylinositol-3-kinase activity
Source: RefSeq, a predicted model, not a curated record
GAUUCGGCGUGGCGGCUGCAGCCGGUGGCCUGGGCCGCCCGUCCUGGCUGGUUCCGGAGCCUCGCGCCGUGCUGUGCGCCGGCUGUCCGGGAGAUGGCUUCUCCCUUCUCGCCGGCUGCUCGUGCUAUUGUCUCACCCGGGGCUGUCUAACCGCGAGCUCGCCCAAGCUCCGCCCGGAGCGCAUCGGCCCCAGACAGGCUCCUGCACCGGGGGACCCCGCAGCCCGUGCACGGCUGGACGGGCGCUGAGCGGCCCGGAGCCGCAGGAAGAGCCGAGGCGGUGCGGAGCCCAGGUCGGCUGGACAGACAGUCGCAGGUACGCAGACAAUAUGCACCAGCCCACCAGGCCUGACCCUGGAAGGAAGUAGUAGGCAUCUUUGUCUCCUGUGCCCCCCACCCUCACCAUGUCCUCAACUCAGGGCAAUGGAGAGCACUGGAAGUCCCUGGAGUCGGUGGGUAUCAGCCGCAAAGAAUUGGCCAUGGCUGAAGCCCUGCAGAUGGAAUAUGAUGCUCUGUCUCGGCUCCGACACCACAAGGAGGAGAGCAGGGCCAAGCAGAACACAGAACCCUCUCUUAUCAGCUGGGACGAGCCAGCCUUGGACUUCUAUAGCAAACCAGCAGGUAGGCAGACUGAUCUCAAGCUUUUGCGUGGUCUCUCUGGCUCUGAUCCCACCCUCAAUUACAACUCCAUUUCUCUACCAGAAGAGCUUCCUGACUCUACCUCCCAGGAUUCCCAGCCUGGCCCAGAUCCUUGGUCCAAGGGCUCCUUGUCUGGAGACUAUCUCUAUAUUUUUGAUGGCUCAGAUGGGAGGCUUUCUUUGUCCUCAGGACCAGGGGACCUAGAUGGGUCUUGCAAGAAACUGUCCCCACCUCCUCUCCCUCCCCGGGUCUCUAUCUGGGAUGCCCCUCCCUUGCCUCCCAGAAAAGCAUCACCCUCACCCUCCAAGAUCUCUCAGCCUAAUGCCAUCAACAAUUUUUCUUUGGUGGAACAACCGUCAGACAAACUGCUGGAACAGGGACAUCAAGUUCCAGAAGAGGGCGAGUUGCCAGGUGGUGGGGGACAGCGUCGCUUGCUGGGGUCUGUGGACUAUGAUGGCAUCAAUGAUGCAAUUACAAGGCUCAAUUUGAAGUCAACUUACGAUGCAGAGAUACUGUGGGAUGCUACCAGGGGCUGGAAGGAGGGCCGGGGGCCCAUGGACUUCAGCAAGGAUACCUCUGGAAAACCUGUGGCCCGGAGCAAGACCAUGCCCCCUCAGGUGCCACCCCGAACUUAUGCUUCCCGAAUCACUAACCGAAAGAAUGCAACACCUGGCAAGAACCGCCGGAUUUCUGCUGCUCCGGUGCGCUCCCGGCCCCACAUCACCAAUGGCCACGAAUUAUUUGAGGUCUCAGAGGAAAGAGAUGAGGAAGUUGCUGCAUUUUGUCACAUGUUGGAUAUCCUGCGAACGGGCUCUGAUAUCCAAGACUAUUCCCUUACUGGUUUUGUCUGGAGCACUGUUACCCCGAGCCCAGAGCAUCUUGGGGAUGAGGUCAAUCUGAAAGUGACUGUGUUGUGUGACAGCCUUCGGGAGCCACUCACUUUUACCUGCAACUGUUCCUCCACUGUGGAUUUACUUAUCUACCAGACCCUGUGCUACACUCACGAUGAACUGAGGGAAGUGGAUGUGGGUGACUUUGUGCUUAAGCCCUGUGGACUGGAAGAAUUCCUGCAAAAUAAGCAUGCCUUGGGCAGCCAUGAGUAUAUCCAGUACUGCCGCAAGUUUGACAUCAACAUCCGACUGCAGCUAAUGGAACAGAAGGCCAUACGCAGUGACCUGGCCCGGACGGUGAAUGAUAAUCAGAGCCCUUCCACGUUGAACUACCUCAUCCAUCUACAGGAGAGGCCAGUCAAGCAGACUAUCAGCAGGCAGGCCUUGAGUCUUCUUUUUGAUACUUACCACAACGAGGUGGAUGCUUUCCUGCUGGCAGAUGGGGACUUCCCGCUGAAGGCCGACAGGGUGGUCCAGUCUGUCAAGGCCAUCUGCAAUGCCCUGGCUGCUGUGGAGACCCCCGAGAUCACCAGCGCUCUCAACCAGCUGCCCCCCUGCCCUUCACGCAUGCAACCCAAAAUCCAAAAGGAUCCCAGUGUGUUGGCUGUGCGGGAAAACCGAGAGAAGGUGGUAGAAGCCUUGACAGCAGCCAUCUUGGACUUGGUUGAGCUGUACUGCAGCACAUUCAAUGCGGACUUUCAGACUGCAGUGCCUGGGAGCCACAAGCAUGAUUUGGUUCAGGAGGCCUGCCAUUUCUCCGGGGCACUAGCCUUCACUGUGUAUGCUACCCACCGUAUCCCCAUCACCUGGGCUACCAGCUAUGAAGAUUUCUACCUCUCCUGCUCCCUCAGCCAUGGUGGCAAGGAACUGUGCAGCCCCCUGCAGACUCGACGGGCUCACUUCUCCAAGUACCUGUUCCACCUCAUCAUCUGGGACCAGCAGAUCUGCUUCCCAAUACAGGUAAAAAGGCUGCCUCGGGAGACCCUAUUGUGUGCCACACUCUAUGCCUUGCCCAUUCCCCCGCCUGGGAGUUCUUCCGAAGCCAAUAAGCAGCGACGAGUGCCCGAAGCCCUGGGCUGGGUCACUACUCCACUCUUCAACUUCAGGCAAGUCUUGACCUGUGGCCGGAAGCUUCUGGGCUUGUGGCCAGCAACACAGGAAAACCCCAGUGCCCGUUGGAGUGCACCUAAUUUCCACCAGCCAGACAGUGUCAUCCUGCAGAUUGACUUCCCCACCUCCGCCUUUGACAUCAAGUUCACCAGCCCUCCUGGAGACAAGUUCAGCCCCCGCUAUGAGUUUGGCAGCCUCCGGGAGGAAGACCAACGCAAACUUAAAGAUAUCACGGAGAAGGAGUCCCUAUACUGGCUCACUGAUGCUGACAAGAAGCGCCUGUGGGAGAAGCGAUAUUACUGCCACUCGGAGGUGAGCUCACUCCCCCUGGUGCUUGCCAGCGCACCCAGCUGGGAGUGGGCUUGCCUACCCGACAUCUAUGCUCUGCUGAAGCAGUGGACCCACAUGAACCACCAGGAUGCCCUGGGGCUCCUGCAUGCCACCUUCCCAGACCAGGAGGUCCGCCGGAUGGCUGUCCAGUGGAUCGGCUCACUCUCGGAUGCUGAGCUGCUUGACUACCUGCCCCAGCUCGUGCAGGCCCUCAAGUAUGAGUGCUACCUGGAUAGUCCAUUGGUGCGCUUUCUCCUGAAACGAGCCAUCUCUGACCUGAGAGUGACCCACUACUUUUUCUGGUUACUGAAGGAUAGCCUCAAGGACUCUCAGUUCAGUAUCCGCUACCAGUACCUGCUGGCAGCCCUGCUCUGUUGCUGUGGCAAGGGACUGAGGGAAGAGUUUAACCGCCAGUGCUGGCUUGUCAACACUCUGGCCAAACUGGCCCAGCAGGUCCGGGAGGCCACACCCUCUGCACGCCAGGGCAUCCUUCGCACAGGCCUGGAAGAAGUAAGACAGUUCUUUGCCCUCAAUGGCUCAUGCCGCCUGCCACUUAGCCCUAGUCUUCUGGUGAAGGGCAUCGUGCCCAGGGACUGCUCCUACUUCAACUCCAAUGCAGUCCCCCUCAAGCUGGCCUUCCAAAAUGUGGAUCCAAUGGGGGAGAACAUCCGAGUCAUCUUCAAGUGCGGGGACGACCUUCGCCAGGACAUGCUCACCCUGCAGAUGAUUCGAAUCAUGAGCAAGAUCUGGGUCCAGGAGGGGCUAGAUAUGCGCAUGGUCAUUUUUCGUUGCUUCUCCACUGGCAGAGGGAGAGGGAUGGUAGAAAUGAUCCCCAAUGCUGAGACACUGCGUAAGAUCCAGGUGGAACAUGGGGUGACUGGCUCCUUCAAGGACCGGCCCCUGGCUGACUGGCUGCAGAAACACAACCCUGGGGAGGACGAAUAUGAGAAGGCUGUGGAGAACUUCAUCUACUCCUGUGCUGGCUGUUGUGUGGCCACAUAUGUCUUGGGCAUCUGUGACAGACAUAAUGACAACAUCAUGCUGAAGACCACUGGACACAUGUUCCACAUAGAUUUUGGCCGCUUCUUGGGCCAUGCCCAGAUGUUUGGCAACAUCAAGAGGGACCGUGCCCCAUUUGUCUUCACCUCGGACAUGGCGUAUGUCAUCAACGGGGGUGACAAGCCUUCCAGCCGCUUCCAUGAUUUUGUUGACCUUUGCUGCCAAGCCUACAACCUCAUUCGCAAGCACACCCACCUCUUCCUCAACCUUCUGGGCCUGAUGUUGUCCUGUGGAAUCCCUGAGCUCUCAGACCUGGAGGACCUCAAGUAUGUGUACGAUGCUCUGAGGCCUCAAGACACAGAGGCCAAUGCUACCACCUACUUCACUAGAUUGAUUGAAUCCAGCCUGGGCAGCGUAGCCACAAAGCUCAACUUUUUCAUCCACAACCUGGCUCAGAUGAAGUUCACAGGCUCGGAUGACAGACUGACCCUUUCCUUUGCCUCCCGAACACAUACUCUCAAGAGCUCCGGCCGCAUCAGUGACGUUUUUCUCUGCCGUCAUGAGAAGAUUUUCCACCCCAACAAAGGCUAUAUAUAUGUGGUAAAAGUGAUGCGAGAGAAUGCUCAUGAGGCAACUUACAUCCAGAGGACGUUUGAGGAGUUCCAGGAGCUUCACAAUAAGCUGCGCCUGCUCUUCCCUUCCUCCUUCCUGCCCAGCUUCCCUAGUCGCUUUGUGAUUGGCCGCUCUAGGGGAGAGGCAAUGGCUGAGCGCCGGAGGGAAGAGCUAAACGGCUACAUCUGGCACUUGAUCCAUGCUGCCCCAGAGGUGGCUGAGUGUGAUCUGGUGUACACCUUCUUCCACCCCUUGUCCCGGGAUGAGAAGGCUGCAGGCACCAGUGCAGCUCCAAAGUCCUCAGAUGGCACAUGGGCCCGGCCUGUUGGGAAAGUUGGUGGGGAGGUGAAGCUGUCUAUCUCCUACAAAAACAACAAACUCUUCAUCAUGGUGAUGCAUAUUCGGGGUUUGCAACUGCUCCAGGAUGGGAAUGACCCUGACCCCUAUGUAAAAAUUUACCUCCUUCCUGAUCCUCAGAAAACCACAAAGAGAAAAACCAAAGUGGCUCGAAAAACCUGCAACCCUACCUACAAUGAGAUGUUGGUAUAUGAUGGGAUCCCCAAGGGAGACCUACAGCAGCGGGAACUCCAGCUGAGCGUGCUAAGUGAGCAAGGAUUCUGGGAGAAUGUGCUUCUUGGGGAAGUUCACAUCCGCCUGCGGGAGCUGGACCUGGCCCAAGAAAAGACCGGCUGGUUCUCUUUGGGGUCUCGAAGUCAUGGAACUUUGUGAGCUCAGCUCUGGCCCAGACCUCAGGCCAGAGCCCAGAGCUGGGGGAGAGGCCUCUCCUGUCUGCCUGACUCCUCCUUUCCUGGGAAAGGGGCAGGGCCCUUGGACUACCCCACAGUCCAGGUGGACCUGGCCUCAGUGAGAGGGGGAUGGAAGAAUUGGGUGCUCUUCGUUGUCCCUUCCUCAGCAGACUGCACUUGGGUUGGUUGUACUGAGCAGCCCCUUGGAAGCUGUGAGGUUGCAGCAAAGUUUUAAGUUUACCUUGUGUCAAGGGAGCAAUGCCUGCUUUUAGGUAUGUGGCACGCGGGCUCUAUGAAUUAGCAGUUGGGGGAGGAGGGUGGGUGGUAUUUUAUUUUUAUUUUUAAAAAAUGAAAUAUGAAAUAGUAAUGUUGUCCUAACUGGGACAAGAAGCCUUGUGAGAGGGACAUACUCAUGUCUCAGAAGGCAGGAAAGGAAGACUAUUUGGACUUUGUAUGAUGAAGGUUCUUAUUGGACUUUUCCCUAGGACUUCGUGGGUUUUGUCUUCUAGCUAUAGGAAGUAUUGGGGAGGGACCCAGUAGGACCUCAGUGAAGCCCUCCCUCUCUAGGGUAGACUGGGGAGGGACAGGGAGAACUGACUGCUAGACUGAGACCCGUGCUGGGCCAUCCGAUUUUGCCUCCAAAGGAGAGCGAUGUGAUAUCUAUGUGUGUAAGGAAGGGCCUUCCAUAUCCGGGUUCCUCCAAGGACCUGUGUUCAGGGACCCAUGUUCUUUAGGGCAGAGUUUUUCCUCUCAUCUACCCCUGCUGUUAGGAUGUAGCCUGAAUACUUUCCUUCUCCCUACCCCGCUGUUCUCUCAGCCCUCUGUGGGCCACCUGGUACCCAAGACUACACUGGGGUGCCCCCAUCCUCUCUUGUCUGAUGGGACAAAAUGUUGUCUCAACCCUUAGAUUUGGUUUCACCCAGGGGCCUUGUGGUUGUGAGCCAUACCCGUCGGGGCAGGUGCAGUGUGGCUGCCUGCUGCAUUGUUCCUGGAGACUUCCUACACCCCUCUACUGCUUUCUUUCCUGCAGCUUCUCUCCUAAACUCUGUUAAUGUCGCAUUU